AACACUGUUUAUUAUUGAGAUUUGGUAAAUUUUUCUGUAUUGCGUUUUUUUUUGCUUUGCUGGUGAAAAUUAGUGAUCAUUCCUCGCUGCUGUUACAUCCAGAAAAUAGUAAAUAUUAUUAUUAAAAGUUGUAGUUGUGUAAACUUAAAUCUCAGAGUAACAUUUAUGUGAAUGUGGAUUUAUCUGCGUUUUUUAUUUCAUCAGUGCACUAGUAUACAAUUAGCUGAAGUUAAGUGGUUACUCAGUAAAUAGCAGCACGCCAAUACGGGUUUUCGAUGCUAAGGAUCCGCAUCAAAAUGGGUCCACAACAGCGUUAUAAGGAAUGGACGUGCUGCUUUGGUUUGCAUGUCCACACAGCCACCAUUAUGAUUGGCCUCUGGCAUUUGUUUCUAAAUAUAUUAGCACUCAGUCUACUUGCUAUUAUAUGGCGCAAUCCGACCAUGAUGGAGGAGCUCGAGAGUGGCUACGAUUAUACUGUGGAUUUGAGCGCACCGCCAUUACCAACACCACUAAGCAAGGUGGAUCCUCCAUACCCAUAUCGGGAUCAUUCGCUAAGCUAUCGCAAGCAGUACCAUAACUUUGAUAUGGGCGGCUUGGUUUGUACCUGCAUGAUUGCUAUUACGAUGAUGAUGAUUUAUGGUACUCUAAAGGGUAAACCCUCACAUCUUUUGCCAUUUUUCUGCCUACAACUGUUUGAUUUUGCCAUAACCACUCUAACCGCUGCCGGCUACAUCUGUUACCUUCAAGCCAUACACCGUCUAAUUGCCGAAUCCCAUCGCUUGCCAUGGCGUGAGAAAUUGCUUGAAAUGUCGCAAGAAGAACUAAUGGUCAUCGUGUUGGUGGUUUUCUUUUGCAUUGUAUUUUUGAAAGCCUAUGCCAUUGGUAUAGUUUGGCGUUGCUAUAAAUAUCUUACGCUACGACAACAAGAUCUACGCACCUUGCUACCGUGUGUUUUACCGGAAUUAGGUGGUGCCGGUUUGACGGGCGAAGAACGCGCCUAUACCACACUUUUGCCAAAUUAUGAUGAGGCCAUUGCACAAUAUAUGAAGCAGGCGCCACCGCCAUCCUAUCAGGUAGCCAUGUCAAAUUAUCAAGGCGUCGAUGCUCAGGUAAAUAAUGCUAAUAAUGCACCGGAUACCGUCGGUGCAGCAGUGGUCACCAUUGACGACACGUUGGAUAAUAAUAAUGAUUCACCGAAUAACAACAACACAGUUCACGUAAAUGCCAAUGCAUCGCCAAUGCGGCUUAAUGAGGCUGUCACUGAGGAUACUGAGUUGGAAAGUGUUGAUGCUGUUACUGCUCCGCCCGCUGCAGAUGUUGCCGGAACUGGGCAAUUGACACCACCACCAUCCUACUUAGACGCUGCUACUGGUAUUUCCAGUCCAUCUGCAGAAAAAGUCUUUGUGCCAGCUCAAGCUAUACAUCGUCAAGCAGACAAUAGAAAUGAGAGUCAGGCUUAAAGUAGUGAUGGCUUGUGUUGGGUAGUGCAAGUGUGGAUAGUUGUCAAGUGUCGUUGAGUGCAGUAGAGCGUGAUUUUGGUUUCCCAAAAAUAACAACUGAUGAAAGUUUCGUUAGAAUGAGCACUUUAUUUAACGAUAAACUGGUUUUGAAUAGUAAUUCUGAGAUCAACUGUCACAAGGGACAUGGGUACUGAAGUUGAUUUUGUUAAAACUAAACGCACGACUAAUGCAGUGGAAUUUUCGUAAAUAAUUUUUCAAGUUUACGUUUAUUGACAGGGAAGGUUGUUUAUUUAAAAUUUGAAAUAUAUAUAUAUUUUUUAAAUAAAUUUAAAGGAAUAUUAAGUCGAUCCCUAAAAGUCACCUGAAAAUGCUAAAAAACAGUUUAAAAAUUUAUAAAAUAAUAAAAUUGUCAUCAUUUUCGCUCUGAAUGUACUCUCAAUAUCAUUAUACAAUGCUACACAAACAGAAAUGAGUAAAAUUAUAAAUACAAAUAUGUAUGAAUGAUAAAUGGUGUUUAAAGUGAAAGGAAAUUUAAGAAAAACAAUGUUUUUAAAAUGGUAGCGUACCGAAUAAAAUUAAAAUUUAUACAGAACUACUUAACCAAAAAAAAAAGUGGUGCAACAGUAGAAACUUGAUAUGCAUGCAGUACAAAUAUAUGCAUAUUUGAAGAAAAAAUUCAUAAUCAUUUGAAAUAAAAUGUCUAAAGGCCGAGCGAAGGCGGACAUAUAGGCCGCAAAUAUUGGCGUUCUUAAUAUGUAAACAAAAAACUAGCGAAGUCGAAUAUUAAAAGUAGCGUUAAUAUGUCCAACAAAACCAAAAAACAAAAACAAGAAAACGAUACAAAAUUGAUUUAAUUUUAUGAGUUGCACCUACUUAUCUAUCGCACAAUUAAUAAAUAAUCGAUUCUUAUAGUUAUCAUGUUGUUGACAUUUUUGAGCGAUUAACAACAUUAUUAUCCGUUUCUAUACAUAUUUGCAUACAAACAAGCAUGCUCGCAUUUGAAUGCUCAUGUACUACACUUACAUACAUACAUACAUAUAUACUACCUUUGUCAAUUAA
Bactrocera latifrons is the source of this 2519-nucleotide messenger RNA. RefSeq names its product lysosomal-associated transmembrane protein 4A. Gene Ontology annotation, cellular component: lysosomal membrane. The transcript is spliced from 5 exons. NCBI's taxonomy places the organism in Eukaryota, Metazoa, Arthropoda, Insecta, Diptera, Tephritidae. Bases 276 to 1460 code for a protein of 394 amino acids. The record is from RefSeq and is a predicted model, not a curated record.